This is a messenger RNA of Gambusia affinis (western mosquitofish), 5425 nucleotides long. It is a transcript of the gene corin, whose product is annotated as corin, serine peptidase. NCBI's taxonomy places the organism in Eukaryota, Metazoa, Chordata, Actinopteri, Cyprinodontiformes, Poeciliidae. The record is from RefSeq and is a predicted model, not a curated record. Gene Ontology annotation, molecular function: serine-type endopeptidase activity; protein binding. Bases 117 to 3356 code for a protein of 1079 amino acids. The transcript has 24 exons. Gene Ontology annotation, cellular component: membrane. Gene Ontology annotation, biological process: proteolysis; acrosome reaction.
UCAGUGUGUGUGCUGUGGGCGGAGCCACCGCGCUCCGCCCCGCUAGUCCCCCGCCAGCAGCAGCUCCCCGCCGGCAGAGCCAUGGUCUCGGUCUCGGCGGCCGGCAGCAGCAGCUCAUGUUGUCCGCUCCGAGGGAGACCUUCCCGGGUGUCACCUUCAGCGGAGCGCCGGCGGAGGCCGGGAUGGACCAGGGGGCGUGUCCUAAGGAGCUGGGCUCCUCCAAUCAGCUGCGGCUGCUGCUGCUCUACAUCCUGGUUCCCACCGUCAGCCUGCUGGGGGCGCUGCUGCUGCUGCUGCUGGGCCUGGCCCUGACAGGUAUUUUUGGCGCCGCCCCCCUGGACUCCAGGCCCCUCCUCUCCAACAGCAGCCAUGGUUACCAUGGCAACAGCACAGCGUCCCCCUCCAAGGCCUCGUCCUCGGUGAGGAGCCAGGUGGUUCACGUCGCGUACAGCCAGAGCACACCUGCAGCUCCGCCCGCCUCUCAGGCUCCGCCCACCGGGCUUCCUGAUUGGCUGGCCUCCGUGACAUCACUGAGCACCGCCGGGCCGGCCAGCAGCUCCACCCCGGCGCCAGACGCAGGUCGGUGUCAGCUGGUCCUGGAGCCUCAGUGCCACAUGCUGCCCUACAAUCAGACCUGGCUGUCCUCCUCCGUCGCCGUGGUGAAGAGUUCAGAGGUCGACAUGUUGCUAAGGUUCUUCAGCUACCUCAGCAGACUCUCCUGCUACAGACACAUCCUGCUGUUCGGCUGUUCGCUGGCGCUGCCCGAGUGUCUGGAGGCCGACGGGACCGACAGCAGGAAGGUGGUUCUGCCCUGCUCGUGGUUCUGUGAGGCGGCCAGAGAAGGCUGUGAACCCGUCCUGCAGAUGUUUAACGCCUCCUGGCCCGACUUCCUGCGAUGCUCCCAGUUUAACCAGAACGCCUCGUCACCUCCAUCGCCGUCGCCCGUGGCAACCAGCAGCCUCACGUCUCCUGCCUGUUUCUCACCUCGUCAAGUCAAAGGGAAACCCUCUGUCUGCGGUGGGAAGGACAACUUCCUGUGUGCGACUGGAAUUUGUGUCCCUCAGAAACUGGUGUGCAACGGUUACAACGACUGUGACGACUGGAGCGACGAGACACACUGCGAAUGUCCUGAUGAAGAGUUUCGGUGCAACACGGGCCGCUGCCUGAGUCCGGUUCUGGUCUGUGAUGGUUAUGACGACUGUGGAGAUCUGAGCGACGAACUGAACUGUGUGUGUGACCUGUCCCAGGAGCACCGCUGUGGGGACGGACGCUGCGUCUCCAGGGACUGGAUCUGUGACGGAGACCACGACUGCCUGGACAAAAGUGAUGAGACCAACUGCUCCUGUAGGAGCCAGGGCCUGCUGGAGUGCAGGAACGGUCAGUGCGUUCCCGCGGCUUUCCGCUGCGACGGCGAGGACGACUGCAAGGACGGCAGCGACGAAGAGCACUGCAGCCGGGAGCAGAACCCGUCCAGCUGCCUCCCCAGUCAGCCUGGCUGCAGUUCCUCCUCCUGUCCAGCAUGUGGAGCCGGUCCCGUCGCCUGUGAUCCCCGGAGCAACAACUGCUCGCGCUGUGAGCCCAUCACCCUGGAAUUGUGCAUGAACCUUCCCUACAACCAGACCAGCUUCCCAAACUUCCUGGGCCACCUGUCCCAGAGAGAGAGCUCCGUGUCCUGGGAGUCGUCCCUGUUCCCGGCGCUGGUCCAGACGGGCUGCUACCAGUACCUGAUGUUCUACGCCUGCACCCUGCUGGUCCCUAAGUGCGACCCGCUCAGCCUGCAGAAGGUGCCCCCCUGCAGGUCGCUGUGCCGCAGCGCCAAGGAGAAGUGUGAGUCGGUGCUCGGCAUUGUGGGUCUGCAGUGGCCUGAGGACUCCGACUGCAGCCAGUUCCCAGAGGAUGGAGGAAACUCCACCUGCCUGCUGCCGGAGGACGGAGUCGACGAGUGCUCCCCCAGCCACUUCAAGUGUCGGUCCGGCCGCUGCGUCCUGGCGACCAAGCGCUGCGACGGACACCUGGACUGUGACGACCACAGCGACGAGGACAGCUGCGGCUGCUCUGAGCGCGCUCUGUGGGAGUGUCCCGGCAGCACGCUCUGCAUCAAGCCCACCAUGAUCUGUGACGGCUUCCCAGACUGCCCCCUGCAGGUGGACGAAGCCAACUGCUCCGCCUGCAGGGACAACGAACUGGCCUGUAACAACCACCAGUGUGUCCAUCGGACCCUGUGGUGCGACGGGACCAAGCAUUGCUCUGACAGCUCUGAUGAGUGGAACUGUGUCUCUCUGUCGGAUCGGUCCGGUUCUGUUCUGACCGUGUUUAAGACGGCAGCAGAGUAUCAGGUCUGUGCCGACGAGUGGAACCCGGACCUGAGCAGACUGACCUGCAACCAGCUGGGACUAGGGGCCCCGUCCUCGGUGUCCAUGGUCCCUGACCAGCCUGGAGUACCGGGCCGUCGCCGUUGGUUACACGUCCAUCCAGAGUGGAACCUCAGAAACGGUUCUGCUCUGCAGGCCCGACUGGAGAAGAGAAGCCACGCCUGCCACUCCAGGAGGAGAGUUUCUGUCAGCUGCUCCAGACCAGAGUGUGGUCUGCGUCCGGCGCUGGCCCUCCGUCCUCACAGGAAGAAACGGAUCCUGGGGGGCCGGGUGUCAAGACGCGGGGCGUGGCCCUGGCAGUGCUCGCUGCAGAGCGGUCAGAGCGGACACGUGUGCGGCUGCGUCCUGAUUGGCCGGCGGUGGGCUCUGACCGUGGCUCACUGCUUCGAGGGGAGGGAGAGCGCGGAGCUGUGGAAGGUGGUUCUGGGCCUGACCAACCUGGACCACCCCGGCGCCCACAGCCAGACCCGCGGCGUUCGCUCCAUCGUCGUCCAUCCGCGCUACAACCGGGCCGUGGUGGACUACGACAUCAGCGUGGUGCAGCUGGACUCUGAGGUGGAGGAGACGGCCCACGUCAGGCCGGUGUGUCUGCCGCGGCCGGGUCAGCUGCCGACCCCGGACUCCUACUGCUACAUCACCGGCUGGGGUCACAUGGGCAACCGGAUGCCCUUCAAGCUCCAGGAAGGCGAGGUCCGCAUCAUCUCCAUGGCGCAGUGCCAGUCCUACUUCGACAUGAAGACUAUAACUCCCAGGAUGCUUUGUGCCGGAUAUGAAGCCGGAACCGUGGACUCCUGCAUGGGCGACAGCGGCGGCCCGCUGGUGUGCGAGGAAGACGAGGGUCUCCGCUGGACGCUCUUCGGCCUGACGUCCUGGGGCAGCGUCUGCUUCAGCAAGGUGUUGGGGCCCGGCGUCUACAGCAACGUGACCCACUUCACCGCCUGGAUCCAGCAGCAGAUCUACGUUCACAGCUUCCUGUCCGACUGACCCGGCAGGAAGUGAUGUCACUGCUGGGGUCAGACCCCUUGACUGUGCCUGGAACCACAGAACCAGAACCAGAACCUCUGCAUCCGUCACACUGGACCACAUCACACAUAGAGAUUCAUGUUUCCAUUUCAACCAGAUGGGUCCCAGCAGUAAACGACGGCUGGUCCCACUUCCUUUAUUUUCAAAUUAAGAGCGUUUUCCAACAACAUCCUGAAUGUUUUAUUAAUUAUGUUUGUUGUGUUUAAGCUGCUGAUUCUGAAACAUUUUGUUUCCAGGUUUCAGAAAAAUUUAAGUCAAAACUGAAAUCUUUAUUUUUAUAAAUUUAAAGUCCAGGAUAAACGUCUCUGUGGCGUUUAAAUAUUAAAUCAUUUAAAACAGAAACUCAGAGGAAAAACCUUCAUUUAGACCUUCAGGGUCUUUUAACAGGAACUUUUUAUUUUAAUAGAAAUUUUAUUUUUGUUGAGAUUAAAAAUGAUUUUUCAGAAAAACUUGAUCAGAAACAACUUCCUGUCUCUUCCAACUCGUUCCUGAAAGUUUCUCCAUUUCAGGUUGUUUAUUAAAAUCUGACUAAUUGAAUUAAUGAACAACGUUAAUCAACUUCCCACAAUGCUUCACUCUGUAGGGACGGUGAUCACCGUUAAUAAGAACAUCUGAUAUAAAAAAAUCAACUGAAAUGAAAAAAAAAGUUCUAAUUUAAAAAUCAUUUUGAAAAUCGUGAAUAUUUGAUGAUUUUAAUUAAACAUCUUUACAUAAACACAAUGACUGAUAUUUAAACAGCUAUGAAGAAAUUCUCAACAUUUACAACUUUUCUACAAAAUCAUGUUAAUAUGGUUUAUCUGAAAUAUUCAUUUUAUCAAAUAAUCAAGAGCAAAAAUACAUCCAGACUGUUUAUUAGUAACAGUAGAACAUUAUAGAUAAGGAGAAAUGUAAACAAAUCUAACAAACUAUUAAAUUAGCUAAUUAUUUAAACUUUACAGCUAAAUCAUAUUUUUCUGUAUUUCAUUUAUAAAUAUAUCACCAACAUGAAACCGUUUCUCUGUGAUGUGAAGAACAGAUGUAGCAAACUGACGCCAUCUUCCUGUUUUACAUGAAGGCUAGCUCUGUUAGCGCUAGCUCUGUUGGUGCUAGCUCUGUUAGCAUUAGCUCUGUUGGUGCUAGCUCUGUUAGCGCUAGCUCUGUUAGCACUAGCUGUGAUGGUGUAGCUCUGUUAAAACCAGCAGAUUGAUUUUAAUCAUAAUCAUUAAUUAAGGUUUAAUCUUCUCACAAACAGAAUAAUUGAAUGAAAAUGAACAACAUGUUUUACUUUAUCUGAGAUUGUUAGCAUUUAACUCAACUAGCUUAAUGCUAAUAGUUUGUUUUAGCAGGAAAAAGCGACACAAGCUCAUCUUUACAUUUUCAUUUAAAACAUCUUCAGUCAUAAACACACAGAGGUUAUAACAGUUUAACGCAGCACAAUUUAUUAUUUUGGUACAAAUGAACCCAAAUAAAGGAGAUCAGUGUGUUUAUCUGACUGACACUAUGAUUCAUAACGGUUAAAAUCAUUUUUAGUUACAAAAUUGAUGAAGGAAAGUUUUCUGUUUGUUCUGGUAAAUAUUCAUCGUUUUGCUGAAUCCAUGUUUUAGUUUCCAGACUUAAAGUUCUGGGUUCUGGACUCAACUGGAUGUUGUGAAUGUUAACGACACUCAGAACAUCCAGAACAUCCAGAACAUCCAGAACAUUCCUCCACUGUUUGGGUUUCUAUCAGUGUUUGCUACAGAUUUUGUACGUUGCGCUUCUCACAAGACGGUGUGUGAGGGUGUGUGUGUGUGUGUGUGUGUGUGUGUGUGUGCGUGUGUGUGUGUGUGUGUGUGUGUGUGUGUGUGUGUGUGUGUGUGUGUGAGGUCACCCAGUCACGCGUUCAGGUCGUGUUUUGCGUCUUGUUUCAGCCCUGAUCAGUUUGUUGCCAUGACGACCAGGUAGCGUCUGAAAGGCUUGUUGAUCUGCUGCCUCUGGUGUUUUGGUGAUUAUUUGUUUGUAUUUUCUGUUUGUGGCUCUAAUAAAUGAUCCCACAGUCAGUGGGUUUGAUUCAC